UUGAUUAAAAAGUAAAGUUCAUCGAUUAUUUUUGUAAUUAAUCAACUUAUUGUUUAACUUAAACUUGAUUAAUUUUUCUUUUCAUAUUUAGACUUGAGUCAGAUUGAAUGAAAAUAAAAACUUUCGAAUUUUUUUAGUCAGUCUCUUUUGACUAGGCAUUGCAAAAUUGUCUAAAAAUCGGCAUAGCAACCGUAACAUCCCAAAUGUAGCAGAAUGCAAACACUCCACAUUAAUGUCGUUCCUUUUCAUCCGUCGAACGUUUUGAAACGAAGAGAGAUAUGAUGAACGGUAAUUUGGAGGAUUUGAGAGGCUUCAGAGGAGAGGGGAGGGUCGCGAGUGUAAAAUUUUCGUUAGGGGAAAGAGGAAGGGUGAGAUAAGUGAUGAAAAACGUAAGAUGCGCGGGCUAGUACCAGGGCGCCUGCGCUUAUUUACCCUUCCCCUUGCCCCCAAUUUUGAGAGAGGCGAGCGGGCUGUUAUACGCGUACACAGAUCCAUUGAUCGGUUGGCUUCGCAGCCGCCGGCCGACGUUCUACCGAGGGUCGUUCCUCGGCUGGCUAUGGCCAAUGACGAUCGUGAGAAAACUCUCCGUUGUCCAGCUUCAUAUCAAAGAGGAUGGGCGACUUUUUCCCGUCUACCAACUACUUCAGCGACAACAGAACUCUACCUCCUCCGCCGCCGCCAACCCUAACGUCACCAUGACUCAAGCUGAAGAAACUCGACCAGUUCUUCCGGAAAGUCUGGAAAGCAUACCGAAAGCAGAUUAUUUUCCCAACCAGCGUCAUCGCUGGAAUACAAAUGAGGAAAUAGCAUCGCUGCUUAUCAGUUUUGAGCGUCAUGAAGACUGGUUAUCAAAAGAAGUCAAAAUCAGGCCGAAGAGUGGCUCUAUGCUACUAUAUAGCCGUAAAAGGGUUCGCUAUCGGAGAGAUGGUUAUUGUUGGAAGAAAAGGAAAGAUGGUAAAACCACUCGGGAAGAUCACAUGAAACUCAAGGUUCAAGGAACUGAAUGCAUUUAUGGUUGUUAUGUGCAUUCAGCUAUCCUUCCAACAUUUCAUCGUCGCUGCUAUUGGUUAUUACAAAAUCCAGACAUUGUACUAGUACACUAUCUGAAUGUCCCAUACAGUGACGAUAAUAAGCUUUUGGUUACACCGAGUCUCAGUUACUGUGCUGACAAAAAGGAAUGGACUAAGGAGGAAUUGGUUUCACAGCUUAAACCAAUGUUUUAUAGUGAAAAUGAGCCUGAUUUGAAUAAUGAGCUAGAAAUUUCGACUGCUGAAACAGUUGAAGCUAUCGUACAGCAGUUGAUGGAAAAACAGCGAGCCAAAUCAACAGCUCGAACCCAUGAAUGUGCAUGUGACAAUAAUGCUAAAGGCAAUGCUUCAGCUGAUAAAAAGUGCUCUCACACUUUUCACAGAAUCAUAUCUCCUAAAACUCAUUCCCGAGGCGUCUUAGCUGCAGUGAGCACAGCUGCUGCAAACUCUACAACCGUUUCAAAUACAUCUACUACACCAGCAUCGUCCACAACAACCACCGUUUUAACCACUCAGACAACAUCUAUAAAGUCAGAAGAGACCCCAGCUAAAAGAGCAACAGUAUCUGCUACCGUUGCUGUCACUGGUGUCACUCCCCGACCUGGCAGUGUUAUUCUUGCUCCUUGUCGUCCCAUUUUGCAGGAUGGAAAACAUGAAGUUGCCUUGACUACAGGUAAUCAUGGCUCUGGUGGUGGCUCAGCUGCUGCCACUUCCCUUAUUUUGAACUUGUCCCAACUUCAAGGUGGAGGUGGCCUUCUCAUUUUGAACAGUGCAACAGCCGCAUCUGGUGUGGGUUUGACAUCCGCAUCAGUUACACCUGUCACAUUCCUGUGUGGACAAGAUACUAGUGCAGCCACAGCCGUGAGGAAUUUAACAACUCAUACACUCACCAAUGCAAUGGAUACUUCGGAUGGUCCGAACAUAGCAAAGCCCAUCAAAAAAUCUCCAAAUAUCAAAUCAGAAGUGGAGGAGGGUUUAGAAUCAGCCCUGAAAAGGGAUGUUCAUUUUUCAAAUGUGCCGACAAACAAAGACCCUGAUCUCUGUAGUGUUAUGGAGGAGUUGUCUUCAGAGACAAAGGAUUUACCCAUGAAUCUCUUUGAAGACACUUUAGCCAUGUCACACGACGAAAUUCAGCGCACUCUGUUAGCCAAUAUGCCUCCGCCCAAAUAUGUGGUUCAAGAUUCAAACCCUCAAAUCUCUGUGAAGUUGGAAUCAUCCCAUCAACCAGAUAAUGUGAUAGUGGACUUGAAUCCUAUGGACUUCAUUGACAAUGAUAUAUCAACUCCUGAUGAGGAAGUGUUCAAUAUGGAUACAUUUGAUAUUUUGAGUGAUCUCCCUAACCUUGAUGAUCUAAAUCCAGACCUUGCUCCAAGCAGUGGGCUGUCCAGUAGCAAUUCAUCGACACCCGUAAGCAAUGGUUCUUUUGCUGCCAAGACUAAUCAUUCAGCGAUGGAUUACAGAGAAGGGACUGCAAACAUCACUGAUUACUCUCCCGACUGGUGUUAUACGGAGGGUGGUGUUAAGGUUCUUGUUACAGGACCUUGGUACUCAUCCUCCUCUCCUUAUACCAUCCUAUUCGAUGGCGUCAGUGUGCCAACUACAUUAGUACAAAGUGGAGUUCUUAGGUGUUAUAGCCCAGCUCAUGAAACAGGUUUAGUCAGUCUGCAAGUUGCUUGUGAAGGAUUCGUCAUAUCUAAUUCUGUAUUUUUUGAAUACAGGCAAAGGCAGUCUGCUACAAAUGUUAAAUCAGAAGAUUGGUUUUCUGUAGAAGACAGUACAUUGAAGCUUUCUCUCCUGGAAAGGUUAGAGAUAAUGGAAACUAAACUAACCUUCAGUUUAGAUGGUGCUUCAGCUGGAUUAACAACUAAUAGUGUUGUGCAGAAUGCCAAUGAUGAACAAAAGUCAUUUGAAGAUAGGUUAGUUUCUCUUUGCCAAAAAUUCAUGACCGGUAAUUGGACUCGCCCGGACGAUGUUUCGCCAAUGCUUACAACAACUUGCUCUGAUCUCACUCUGCUUCAUUUGGCUGCAGCUCUAGGGUUUUCUCGCCUUGCUUGCACUUUACUGCAUUGGAGGAAUGACAACUCAUCUCUUAUGCUCGAAAGAGAAGUAGAUGCUAUGAGUCAGGAUAAGAGGGGAAACACUCCUCUGAUGUGGGCCUGUGCACUUGGCUUCAGUGACGUUGCUCUGCUUUUAUAUCAAUGGAACAGGGCUGCCAUCAAAGUUACUAACAACCGAGGAGUGACCCCUUUAACUGUUGCAUCGGAAAGAGGCCACGAAUCCCUGGUUGAUCAGAUUGAAAAACUAGAGUGGUUCAAGAUAACAGUACGAAGCAAUGAAACAGAUCUCAAUGCUGCUGCAAAACUCGACGAUUCAAGUCUUAGUAAGGCAAUGAAGCCACCUUCUUUAGAUAAUAUGCUGAUGAACAAUGCAUCAACAUCUGUAAAAGCUAGAGCUACAAAUCCUAAGGAAUCGCAACAAGCACAGUCUCAACGACUCAGCUCAUCUGUUUCAACUUUCUCUUCAAGUGAAGUUUUAGAUCCCCCUAACCUUGAAAGUCAAUCAUACAGUCUUCAUUUGAAUGAAAGCAGCCUGAUGUCUUUUUUAAAUGUGCUUCAAACGAAUUCCAGGGACAGAUUCAAUAUGAAUCCACCUAAACCUAAAAAAGACAUUUCUACCUCUCCUCCUGUGCUCACUGAGAAUACAAGUGAGAAACCUAAGAGCUCUACAAUUGAUAUCAUACCAUCUGAUGAAGAAUUAGAUGGACAGUUUUCAACUGCAGCUACAGAAGGUAGCACUUUGUCUAGUCGUCGAGAUAGCUGCAGCAGUUGCGACCUGCCUCUGAACAGUGAAGCUGACAACAGGGUCCUGACCCUUGCUGAACAUAUUAUUGCUGCUAUGCCUGACCGAAUUAAAGCAUCUGCCAACACCGAUCCUGAAGACCCGUUUCGGAGCAGUGAAGAUUUUUCUGAAGGAGAUGGAAGGAGCUUAUCCAUGAGCCAAAAUCCACUUGACCUUGAUAUGUGUUCUAUUGAUGAUUCUUCUCCCCCUCUUCUCAAUGAAGAAUUUAAUUUUGAUCAUACUUAUCGGUAUUGUGAAACAAAUACGCCAGUUUCUUCACUAAGCCCGGCUUCUUCGUCUUGUUUGCAAAGUCCUAGCAGUUUUACUUUAGAUUCACCCUCACCCCCUCCUACUACUGCUGAUUUUUGUGAAUUCUUUCAAGCAUCUGGUAAAAUCAUGGAAAAAGACUUCUCAAAACUCACUCUCUCAGGUAUGUUAUAUUCAUUUAAUUUUAUCUAUCUUUAUCUGUUGCAAGAAAAAACCAUUAUCCCUAUGCAGAGAGCCUGUUUACAUCAAAGUGCGCACCAAAUGGAUGCCAAGCUCCCUACACGAGUGAAUAUCAACAUCGCCAACUCUUGAAACAUUGUGAACAGC
Parasteatoda tepidariorum (common house spider) is the source of this 4460-nucleotide messenger RNA. Lineage: Eukaryota; Metazoa; Arthropoda; Arachnida; Araneae; Theridiidae. The record is from RefSeq and is a predicted model, not a curated record.